GACGGGAGGAGAAGCUAUUUGAAGAGACAAAGUGGAGACGUUGGAUAGCUCAACAGUUGAGUAUGGGCAGCCAGAGCGGUAAACAUGCAUCACAUCUUGAUGCUGCUGAACAGUCAGCUAAGUCACCCAACAACAGGAACGAAGACAAGUCACCACUGAACCUGACCAUGGAUCCACCAGAGGAGAAUGAGGUUUUUGCAGAGGCAGAUGUUAAUCAGAACAAUGGAUCUCCCUCAAAGGAGAAGAAGGUGGUGGUGACAGACUCCAAGGAUGAUGGGGAACCAAAGAAUGCCUGGAAGUCACCCAACACAGCUGAGGCAGCUGCUCGCCCACACUUGGUCCGCCUCUUUUCCCGAGACGCACCAGGACGCGAGGACAACACCUUCAAAGACCGCCCAUCGGAAUCAGAAGAACUUCAGACCAUCGAGGAAGAUAGCUCAGUAUCCUUGGUCAGCCCGGACUUGAUGGAAGCGCAGAAACUGGCCUCACAAACAUCAACUAGUUCAGAGAAGAAAGGAUCAGUAACAAAACAAAUGGCAUCUGCAAGCACCUCAGACCACGCUAAACAAGCUGGAGGAUCCCACUCAAGGCAAAGAGACUCAGGUCUACUUGACCAGCUGGGAAAACUGUUUGGACAAGAAGGAUCCAAGAGAGUACCUGAGAAGGGCAAGGAUUCUUUGACCAAGACUGUCCAAGCUGCUCUUACCAUACACAAGCCUCAACCAGCACCUAAACCUGAUGAUAAUGCUGUUGUCCACUUCUUUAAGAAUGUGAUGUCACCGAAGAGAGCCCCACCAAAGGCUAAGUCCGGAGCAGGUACAGCUAUCACUAAACUUAUUUGGGGUGCUGAUGGACAAAGACCCGCAGGACAUGGGGCAAGUGGCAAAAUGUUGGAUGCUUCGAAGUCAAAGGAGUCUUUCAGAGGACAUAAGGAUGGAUCAGGCACCCUUUCCAAAAUCUUCAAACUGGGGAAGAAAGAAGGUGAAGGCUCACACGCCAGACGUUAAUUCUGCAUCAACAAAUUCAACGGAAGGAGUGCUUCAUAAAGACAAAAUCCUCGCUCAGUGUCCUAUUUUAACAUCCUUUCCAUUUCAAGCAUUAACUAGCACUUCUCCAAAACAAGACCUGCCAUACCAAUACAAUCCAUACUUACUGGUUGUAUUGAGUUGUAUAUGCAGUAGUAUAUUGAAUGGAAUGUUAUUACUUACACUUGCUACACCUUACCAAUAGUUAAGUUAUUGCAACAGUCUUAAAAAGAACACUUGAGAUGUGAAGGUGCUGAUAUUUAAAUGCAUUUUGCCAAUGAUAAUUUCCAUGGUAAUGGAAAUAAAAAUAAGGAACUUAAACGUUUUACAAUGAAGUUGAUCACUUCAUAACACAGGCAUGGUUAUUUUCCACUGCAUCUAUUAGCAGACUUUACUGUAAAGAGUAUUAAGAUGUUUGUUAAUAUUUUACUAAACAGGUUAGCCCUACCAAAAACAAAAUGUUCUCUCCCUGUUGCUGUGCAGAUCAAUAAGCUCUAUUUUGAACAUAAAUGCCAAUGGUUGCUUCUGUCAUAAGAACUGUUCACUGGGGCUUUACAUGAGCAAAGCUGCAGAAACAUUGCAAUCAAUGUAAAUCCAAGGGGGGAUAUUAAAUGGGGUGACUGCCCUGCUCGUGUAAUGGAGAUAAAGCAGCAUUAUAUGUCAUAAACCUAUGAACACUAAAUAAGAGUACUAUAUUAACUUUAAUUUAAUGAAAAAGCAGCCUGUAAAAGCAAUAACCUGAAACUAAUCCUAAUCCUUAGCACUGAGAAAGAUUGUUUGACAAACUAAUUUCCAUAGGUACGGGUUUAGACUUUCUGAAAUUACCAUUCCUAUGUGAGUGCUCUUUUGAAUUGCACUGUUUUGUAACUAAAAUAAUAUUUUACUAUGUUUAUAGAAACUACAUGUGGAUACUUAUUGCAAUUUAUCAAAUACGUCCCUGCCAUUUUCUUUCAGUAAUGCUAUUAUGCUGUUUCCGUUUCCCUCUCCCUCACCUCCCUCACUAACAGCGGUCACUAUUGCAUAAAAUAGUCACUUUGGAGUCAAUAUCCUCAGACAUUGGAAGCUCAAGGGAUCAUUUCCUCAUCUCAUGUAUGAAAUAACUUGUGCCCAGUCCAAACCUCAGUCACAAGAUUAACAUCUCUACACUUCUAAAUCAUACUAAUGCGUCAAGUACAUUCCAAGAAUACAACACAAUAAGCCAAAUAGUUUCACAGUGUCUGAGUGUGGUUAGCAUUCUAUUGGACCCUGAUAGAAUGAAUUUAGUGCCAGGCAUGUUCAACUGAUGUAGAACAAGUGCAGCCCCUCAGUACUGAAUCCUGCUGCUGCUUUUCUAUUAGACAUGUUUAUUCCCUCAGUUGUAAUCUGUUGUUGUGUGGAUGAGAUGAAAUGCAUUCCAUCCACCCUCCUGCCUUCUCACGUGAUGUGUUCUCUAAUUGGUUACACUGAAAGUUCACCUGCAUGGGGUAUGUGGAGAGCAAUAUUAACUUUCCUUUUACACUUUAUUGCCAGUUUGAGAGUGGUAACAUGCUUUUAGAGUAUACAUACUAGAAAACAAAGCUGAAUGGACAUAUGUGACAAAAUGUUGUUCUGAAUGUAUGUAAAAAUAAUGCACUUAAACAUUCUGUGUUUGUCUAUGGCAAAAUAAAAUGACUAUUGUAAUUCA
Callorhinchus milii (elephant shark) is the source of this 2688-nucleotide messenger RNA. It is a transcript of the gene mbpb, whose product is annotated as myelin basic protein b. The record is from RefSeq and is a predicted model, not a curated record. Gene Ontology annotation, biological process: myelination. Lineage: Eukaryota; Metazoa; Chordata; Chondrichthyes; Chimaeriformes; Callorhinchidae. Gene Ontology annotation, molecular function: structural constituent of myelin sheath. Bases 63 to 1007 code for a protein of 314 amino acids. The transcript is spliced from 9 exons. Gene Ontology annotation, cellular component: cell periphery; internode region of axon; compact myelin.